Messenger RNA from Hippocampus zosterae (dwarf seahorse), 3151 nucleotides. RefSeq names its product 2-oxoadipate dehydrogenase complex component E1-like. NCBI's taxonomy places the organism in Eukaryota, Metazoa, Chordata, Actinopteri, Syngnathiformes, Syngnathidae. Gene Ontology annotation, biological process: tricarboxylic acid cycle. The record is from RefSeq and is a predicted model, not a curated record. The transcript is spliced from 17 exons. Bases 62 to 2830 code for a protein of 922 amino acids. Gene Ontology annotation, molecular function: thiamine pyrophosphate binding; oxoglutarate dehydrogenase (succinyl-transferring) activity.
UCGAUGUAGGCGACGACUCCCUCCGCUGUUGUUCCGGCUUCGGAGCUCGACUGUCGGUGCCAUGUCAGCCGCUCUUUUCCUGAAAAGUUCCACCAAGCGGCUGCCGCUCCGCGUGUUUGGCCGGGCCGCCGGCUGCUGUUACCACACCGAGAGAGGCGUCUACGGCUACCGUCCCAAACGGAGCCCCGGCGGGGACGAAUUGCUGAGCGAGCGCAUCACCGCACUCAACCAAGAUCACGGCCUGGCCCGCCUGGUGGAGGCCUACCGAGCUCAUGGACACAAGCUGGCCAAAAUUAACCCGCUGCUGCCCCACAUGCCCGUCGUGGACGGCGUUCCCGAGAUCAGCGCGCUCACGGGCACCCUCGGCGGACCGUUCGACACCUCAGGACUGCCCCACUUGGGCAAGGCGGAGGCCUCGGCGGACGAGGUCCGGGCCUACCUGGAGGAGGCCUACUGCGGCCACCUGUCGGUGGAGACCAGUCAGCUGUGCGACGUCGAGGAGAGGGAAUGGAUGGCCGACCGCUUCGAGGAGCUCAAGAGCGCCCCCUUCUCCUCGGACGAGAGGAGGAGCCUGGCCAAGCUCAUGCUGGAGUCGCAGGAAUUUGACCGCUUCCUGGCCACCAAAUUCUCCACGGUGAAACGCUACGGCGGAGAAGGAGCCGAGAGCAUGAUGGGCUUCUUCCACGAGCUUUUCCGGCGCUCGGCUCAGGCCGGCGUCACCGACGUGGUCAUCGGCAUGCCGCACCGGGGGCGGCUCAACCUCCUGACGGGCCUGCUCCAGUUCCCGCCGGAGCUGAUGUUCCGGAAGAUGCGCGGCCUGAGCGAGUUCCCCGAGACCUCGCCCGCCAUCGGAGACGUCCUGUCCCACCUGACGUCGUCGGUGGACUUGGAUGUGGGGGCGGGGCACCGGCUUCACGUCACCAUGCUGCCCAACCCCUCCCACCUGGAGGCCAUCAACCCCGUAGCUCAGGGCAAGACGCGGGCCCUGCAGCAGCUGCGCAAGGAGGGCGACUACUCGGACGACGAGCGUGCCCGGCCGGGGGACCGAGUCCUCUGUCUGCAGGUCCACGGCGACGGCUCCUUCCCGGGCCAGGGCAUCGUCCCCGAAACCUUGACCCUCUCCAAGCUGCCGCACUACAGAGUGGGGGGCAGCAUCCACCUCAUCGUCAACAACCAAGUGGGCUACACCACCCCGUCCGACAGGGGGAGGUCGUCUCUCUACUGCAGCGACGUCGGCAAGAUGGUGAACUGCGCGGUGAUCCACGUCAACGGCGACGACGCGGAGGAGGUGGCGCGGGCCACUCGGCUGGCCGUGGACUACCAGCGGCGCUUCAGGAGGGACGUCAUCGUGGACCUGGUCUGCUACCGCCAGUGGGGCCACAACGAGCUGGACGAGCCUUUCUUCACCAACCCGGCCAUGUACAAGAUCAUCCGCUCGCGCAAGAGCGUCCCCGACUCCUACUCGGACGGUCUGGUCUCCGAGGGCUUGAUGACGGAGGCGGAGCGCGAGCGCAUCAAGGCGGAGCGCCACGGCUGGCUCAACGACAAGUUGGCCAAUGUGACGCUGUACAGCCCCCCGCCCACCAACCUGCAGGGCCGCUGGGGGGACCUGGUGGAGCCCCGUGCCCGGGUCAGCUCCUGGGAUACGGGCGUCCCCCUCCCGCUGCUGCGGUACGUCGGGGCCAAGUCCGUGGACGUCCCCGAGCACGUCCGCCUGCACGGCCACCUGCUCAAGACCCACGCGCAGGCCAGACUCCAAAAGCUCCAGGAGGGGACCAAAGUGGACUGGUCCACGGCGGAGGCUUUGGCGUUUGCGUCGCUCCUUUGCCAAGGCUUCGACAUCCGACUGAGCGGGCAGGACGUGGGCCGCGGCACCUUCAGUCAGCGGCACGCCAUGCUGGUGUGCCAGGACAGCGACGACACCUUCGUUCCUCUCAACCACAUCAGCCCCCAGCAGACGGGCUUCCUCGAAGUGUGCAACAGUCCGCUGUCCGAGGAGGCGGUUCUCGGCUUCGAGUACGGCGUCAGCAUCGCCCGGCCCAAGCUCUUGCCCAUCUGGGAAGCCCAGUUUGGAGAUUUCUUCAACGGCGCUCAGAUCAUCUUUGACACUUUCAUCUCGGGAGGCGAGGCCAAGUGGCUUCUCCAGUGCGGGCUGGUGAUCCUGCUGCCUCAUGGCUACGACGGAGCCGGACCGGAGCACUCCUCCUGUCGCGUGGAGCGCUUCCUGCAGAUGUGCGACAGCGAGGAGGGGGGCGUGGACGGCGACACGGUCAACAUGGCGGUGGUCAACCCCACCACGUCGGCGCAGUAUUUCCACCUGCUCAGGCGGCAGAUGAUCCGCAACUUCCGCAAGCCCCUCAUCGUGGUCGGACCCAAGAUGUUGCUGCGAUUUCCCGGGGCCGCGUCGAGUUUGACGGAAAUGGCGCCGGGGACCUCGUUCAAACCCGUGUUGGGGGAUACGUCCGUCUCGCCAGACAGCGUCCAGAGAGUGGUGCUAUGCUCCGGCAAACACUACUACGCCUUGCUGAAGCAGAGGGACGCCGCGGCCAAGCAGGACUCGGCGCUCAUCCGCUUGGAGGAGCUGUGUCCCUUCCCGCUGCAGGCGCUCCAGACGGAACUCCACAAGUAUCCCAACGCUAAAGAGUUCAUCUGGAGUCAGGAGGAGCCUCAGAACAUGGGCCCGUGGUCUUUUGUGGCUCCCCGCUUUGAGAAGCAGCUGUCCUGCAAGCUGCGCUUAGUAAGCCGCCCCGCGCUGCCCGCCCCCGCCGUGGGCAUCGGCACCCUGCACAAUCGGCAGCAGGAGGCCCUCCUGGCCGCCACCUUCUCGUAAAAAAGAAAAAGCGCAAAGACUCGUCGCCUUCGCAGCCGUGACCCACUCGCAACAGAAAUCGCGUGGCGGGCGAUUAUGGACGUCGGCUUCUCGUUGGCUUUUUUUUUUUUAAUCAUCCCUCUCAACGCGUUUUCGGCGUACGUCGCGAAUCUCAGUCAAGGCCUCGGACGACGGCGCUGGCAACGGAUCGUCGGGCGUAGCGCCGAGCGAGAAAUCAACGCAAAUCGCAAUCGUUUUCGCUUGUGUCGUGAGCUAAAAAAAAAAAAAAAAAAUCUCACAUCACACGAGCGCUUCUGUGGGACAUUUUGAGGAAGUAAAUCU